ACAAUAUGUAGAGAAUCCUAAUGUGUCGCUCUUGCCUCAGCUACGUCUGAAAUGUUAAAUGAUCGUCAACUUUAUCUCAAGUUACUGUAGUAUUCCGGCAAAUAUGUUAGCACACGCUCAGGAACUGAAGCUAACUAACGUUAGCAACCAGGCGUUUAAGUUAGCCUGUGAUGCCACUGAUUUGGCUGUUAUUGCUGUGUGUUCGCUAACUAGCUUUACCUAGCUGUGCUACUAAAUAGAGACCAGAGUGGCCUGACAAGCUUUGUAGUUAUUACUAGCUGGUAGUAAAUGUUAUCUAAUGGCUUUCUAGCCAUUUUGCAACAAUUUAAACCGAACUAGGCCGGCGACAUUAUGUAGCUGAAAUAUUGUCUCUCUCCAGUUAGCCAAGUAGCUUGCUAGCGUAUGCUAACCGCAACCCGGGGCCUAAGGGUGUCAAAGCAGUUGUCUCUCAUCAAAUUCAGGCAUAAAGGCAGAAAGGUGACGUCGGAUGCAGUAAUCGUGUUGUUACGUUAUUCGAAAAAAUGUAUUAAUUACAUAAUUUGGUUUUGCCUGCGUACUUAAGUGAAGAUCAUAUUACUUUGGCCCUACACAAGGAGCCUGUAGCGCUGAAGUCCAACACUGAGUAUGAUUCCCUGGUUGCGGUGGAGGUGAGGAAGCAUGGGGUGGAAAUCUGAGGUGUCAGGACAGACGUGAUGACAGCAUGGUCCAUGGUGGAGAAGCUCAAAAUGGAAAAACGCCCAUGCAGGGAGGACAACAUUGACUCAAGCGAGGCCCAGCAUGCCACUGACGAGUCUGAAGAUGGAAGCAGCUCAGAAAGUGAAUCGGAAGAGCAGCAAGCCCAGAGGGUUCAGGUGAACAACAACAGCUGUAAGAAAAGGGAGCCCUUGGCUGUCACAAAACCCCACCGACAGCUCUGUCGCUCUCCAUGCCUUGACCGGCCCAGUUUCUCCCAGAGUAGCACUGUGCACGAUUUUGUGCAGGAUGAGACCAGCGCAGUACCAGGGAUCAAGCUUGCCAGUGAGAGAGAGUACCAGACCAAGAUGGAAUUUGCUUUGAAGUUGGGCUAUUCAGGAGAGCAGGUGGAGACGGUGCUCAACAAGUUGGGGGCUGCUGCACUUAUUAACGACGUUCUUGCUGAGUUAGUGCGGCUUGGAAACAAAGUAGAGCCUGAAAUUCAACCCUGCAGCAGCACGGCCAUGUCAAUAUCACGGUCGCCCUGUGUUAAAGAGACUGUUAGUCCAGAAGUGUCAGUGGAAGAUGAACCUGUGGAUACCUUUGAUAACCUCAGGCCCAUCGUCAUUGAUGGCUCAAAUGUGGCAAUGAGCCAUGGAAACAAAGAGGUAUUCUCUUGCCGUGGUAUCCAGCUUGCUGUAGAAUGGUUUCUGGAAAAAGGACACAAAGACAUCACUGUGUUUGUCCCUGCCUGGAGAAAGGAGCAGUCAAGACCCGACGCUCUCAUCACAGAUCAAGAAAUAUUACGCAAGCUGGAGAAAGAGAAGAUUCUGGUUUUCACCCCAUCUCGCAGAGUCCAAGGCAGGAGAGUGGUGUGCUAUGACGAUCGCUUCAUAGUGAAGCUGGCUUAUGAUUCUGAUGGAAUUAUUGUGUCAAAUGACAACUACAGGGACUUGCAAAAUGAGAAGCCAGAAUGGAAGAAGUUUAUAGAAGAACGUCUCCUGAUGUACUCAUUUGUCAACGACAAGUUUAUGCCACCUGAUGAUCCUUUGGGGAGACAUGGGCCGAGCUUAGAAAAUUUUCUCAGAAAGCGGCCUGUUGUUCCAGAGCACAAAAAACAACCUUGCCCCUAUGGGAAAAAGUGCACAUAUGGACACAAGUGCAAGUACUAUCACCCAGAACGUGUCAACCAGCCACAGCGGUCUGUGGCAGAUGAACUACGGGCCUUUGCCAAAUUGUCUGCAGUGAAAACAAUGAGCGAGGGGGCUUUAGCUAAAUGUGGUACCGGUCCAGCAACUGUAAAAGGGGACAGCAACUCUGAGGCCAAACGUGUGGCACCCAAACGUCAGUCUGACCCCAGCAUUCGCUCAGUGGCCUGUGAACCUCCAGAGGCACUGUCAGUUGUUAGGAAGUCUGAGACAAAUUCAGUGCCUUCCCUCGUGUCUGCUCUCAGUGUGCCCACCAUGCAGCCUGUCAAGAGCCAUGCAGCUGGGGCCUUGAACACACGAUCAGCCAGCAGCCCAGUUCCAGGUUCUUUGCAGUUCGCUCAUAGUUCCCUGGAGCACAUGUCUAGUGUACAGUACCCUCCUAUUUUAGUUACUAAUAGUCAUGGCGCCUCUGUAACAUACAGUGAACAGUUCCCAAAGUAUGACUCAGUUAGCGACCAUGGAUAUUAUUCACUGCACAGUGAUUUUUCAAAUAUGAGCAUGAGCAGCAUGCAUAAUGUUGACAGUUUCUGUAGCAUGGAGCACGAGCAUGUGUAUCAGAGAAAUCCCAGCCACUGCCCUGAAUCCUGCCUCAGCCAUUCAAACAGUGACUCGUUCUCCUCUUAUGGGGACCUGUAUCCAAGCUCUGUGGACAGUAGCUUAGAGGAGAGCAUGAAGGGGCAGCAGCCGUCUCCUGCACAGGGUAGGAUGCAAGCUUUUUCCCAUGGGUUUCGUCAUGAAGCGCUGACUAGAGUACAGAGUUACGGGCCAGAGGAGCCCAAACAAGGCCCCCGUAAGCAGUCUGGAUCUCAUCUAGCACCACAUAUCCAGCAUGCUGCAGUGGGAGCCAGGUCCAGCUGUCCUGGAGACUAUCCCCUAACUCAGAAUGUCCUCCCGCCUUUGUCCUCACAGCCCACACGGUCUUUGGGUAUGACUCGUAUGGACAGCAUAUCGGAUUCUCGGCUAUAUGAUAGCAACCCAAUGAGACAGAGGCGCCCUCCACUGUGUCGUGAGCAGCAUGCAAGCUGGGACCCUCUCCCUUGUGGUAAUGAGUCCUACGGAUACCAUUCAUAUCCACUGAGUAACAGCCUGAUGCCAUGCUGUGAGCGGGUGAUGGUCCGCAGCAUGCCAGACAAAAUGGAACAAAUCUGGAACUCACCAUGGGACACCCAGUCUGCAGCGGAACACCAAGAGCGGUAUGUUAUCCCAGACCACCAGUAUCAAACAUAUAGGAACCUUUGUAACAUCUUUCCUGCUUACAUAGUCCACUCAGUAAUGGAGAAGAACCCUCAUUUGACGGACCCACAACAACUUGCCGCUGUCAUUGUCACAAAACUGAGGUCAUGCCAUUGAACAGUUGAUCGCAAAGAUAGGCACUUGUUAAAUGUUGCUGCAUGUGCAACAUCUGCCCUCAGGAGUUAAUCAUUUCAAAUGUCUCUAGUGGGGAGUCUGGAAACAGAUUUUACUCUACUAAGAUGGCAGAUGUAAUCAACAUAGAAUAAGUUUUUAUAUGAAGUGUGGUGUAGUUGAGAAAAGGUAACACAUUAAAAUCUGCUUCAUAACACAUUCAUACCACCUGAGCAGGAGCAGCAUAGCAGUGUUUGUUCAACAUGGCAGGUAAUUCUAUAAGUUAUAUAGAAUAAUCUGUCAACAGUUGGCAGGACUGUAAAAUGUCUUUAGAAUAAUUUUAAAUAGGUUCCUUCUCUAAAGAUAUAUAUAUGUGUGUGUAUAUAUAUACACACACACACACACACACACACACACACACACACACACACACACACACACGGAGCCCUAGAGUGUUCGGUAUUAGCUAAAUAUGAAGUAAGUAAUCACAUGAAUACAUUUUCUAGAUUAUAUUUUUAAAAAUGUAAUGUGUGAAACAAUUGAAGAAAUAAUGAAGUGUUACUUAAUCAAUCUUAUUCUUCUUUGUUUUUACAUUUCCCAAAAUACCGUUUUUCAAAAGUGUUUCCUUAUUUAGUAAUGGAAUUUUGCCAAGAAUAAUUUUAUGCUAUAUGACAUAAUAUGAGAAUAUGACAUAAUGAUGUCAGUUUUUAUUUCACACUGUCACUUUUCAGGAGAGGAAUGUCUCUGCUCUCUCACCUUUCAGCCAGUCACAUGCCUUCUGCCAAUCCUAAACCAGAAAACUCAACAGCUGCAGCCAGAUUUUAGACUGUUAGUUCCUGGUAACUAGAACAACGCUGUCAAAGUCAUUAAGAAUUAGCAGUGAGUUAGCUGCUACCAUUUAAAAAUGUAAUAUGCAGACAAAGAAAGUUAAUAUUCCACUACAUUUUUUUAAAUACAAGACAAGCUACCUACCUGGCUGGUUACUAAUUAGGGUUGGAAGCAUUGAUUAUGACUUAGGCAUAAAGUGAAGAGUUUUUCUUUCCUUUUUUUUAAUGUAUUAAUCCAGCAGGAUUUGUAUAACAUUAGCUAAAAAAGUUUAGAUACUGCUUAUGUAUGUAGAGGCAGUCUCCAAUUUGAUCACUUUGGAUUUGUUGUUGCUUUGAUGAACAGUUGCUAACAGGCUAAAUUUAGUAGUGGCUGUUAAGUUUGCUAGCUCCCGGCUGGCUGAAAGUAAGAAUGUUGUGACAAAAUCAAUGUCAUAAACAGUGACACCAUGAAAUGAAGUGUAUCAUUAUGAAAUAAAACGUGACAUUAAUCAAGUGUCACUGGCAAAAUGCUAUUCAGAAUUGAAGACAUGUGAGCAAAGGGUUUUUCGAAGGAAAGGAGGUUACUACAAUAAGACUGAUGAAACAACCUUUUGUAAUGAACUCACUAAACUUCCAAAUCCACCAGCAGAAUAGAAAGGCUUGCUGUCUUUGGAAAAUCACCAGAUUUUCUGACAAUCCCUGAACUAGUCAUGUGUGACGUGCCAUUUGAACACUCAUUAACUGUUUGCGCCAACUAGAUUCUGGUGCUUCUCGUUGCAGUCAAAAAGUCAUCACUGACUCAGCUGUGACUGACAGUUUAGUAAAAAAAAGUUCCAGGACCUUUCGGCUGAAUUAAGCAUCAGAUUACUACAGUAUGCAGAUCAACCAUUUCCCCCAAUGUUGUUCACACCUGUGGACACUUGGAAAAAAAUAUAUAUGUUUGAACAUAAAGUUUUUUUAAAAUGAUAUAUGGCACUGUAACUUUGUCAUACUGCACAAAGGGCAUUUUUGAGUUCUAGCCAUGGUUGUGCUGUGCUCGUAGAGGUGUAGGACUUAAUAUUGCAGUGAAAAAUGAGCCCACAGUGAGUUUAUAACAAAAAAAAAGACACCCAGAAACUGCUUGGGGUUCUGAGGCUUGAUAAUUUCUAAAACUUUUUCACAAAUUUUCUGAUUAGUUUUCUACAGUUUGUUGAUUUAUUUCAUAAUGUAUUUUAUGUAUUAAUCUCGAUUACAAGUAGAUUAUUGAUGGUGGCCAAGUUUUUACCCAUCAAAACUUGAGCCCAAGUUGAAUCCUAAUCAAAUCCUACUUAAUGUAGCUUGCUAGUGGGAGUCAAUGUGAACUAAGUGGAUACAUAAAUGAGUUAACUACAUGGCAACACAGUCAACAUAGGAAGUAAUUACUCAGCAACAUCUCCCACAUUUGCCUUAUUAGAUUUGACAUAAAGACAAGUCAACAUUUGUACACCAUGUAGCUUUUAUGAAGAUCUUGUUCAGGCCCUGUGAAUGUGUUAUGAAAGGCAUCUAAAGUGUUUCUGGUGCAGUGGAACUAUAAAUAACCUUGCUUAGGUCUGCCUCUGCUGUAAAUAAUUCUUGUGUUUUUUUUAUUUUAUUGGUGCAUUUAUUUUAAAGAUGAGUAAGAGGGAGGUAGGUAUAUACCUCACAGCAUGAACUAUGACAUUUUAUGGCCUUAUAUCUGAAUGACCUCACGCUUUAGUCAUUGUCUGAUUGGUUUCAGUGAAAGUCUUUGUCAUUGAAGCCUCCUAUUUUCAUAUGUAAAGCACUAUCUCAGUAUCUAAAGAGAUAUAUUUUCUCAGCCUCACUUAACAAAGCUACUAUUUUGGUAGAAUUUGACAGUGCACAAAGCAAGCCAAAAAUGAGAUUUGACUUGUAUACACGUGCACAUAUUUAUGUACAUAUAUUCAUACAAAAGCCAUUAUUUCAAAGUCAUUUAUAAGCUGCUAAAUAAUGCCAAAAAAUACAGAAUUUAUAUAGUGUCAGUAAUCUACAUAACUUUACAUUUUGGUUCACAGAAUCAAUUGGAUUAUAAUAUAAAGUAACAUCUGUUUAAAUAAUUUCCUAUGGUGUACUGUAUAGUUACAUUUCAGAUUUUAUUGGAUGUUACAUCCAGGAUUUUCCUAUUUAUAUAUUUGUCAGAUCUAUUGUGCUGAUUCUUUUCAAUGUGAAAUUAUUCAAAGUAUCUUUGUUUCAAACAGUAGCUCUAAUGGACUCCUUCAAGUUUUCAAUGGAGCAGUUUGUUUGAGGUGCAGGUUAAUUUAGUUUCCGACUACUUUUACAUGCACUUAAGUAGUCUGAUGAUUACCAGCUUUUGUCAUUAACCUGAUUCCUGACCCAUAAAUGAGAAACAUAGUCUCCUUUAGCAGUUUAAGGCAUUAAGUGCUCAUGUGCAUGACAGAGACCAAGGACAGGGAAGGUAUCAUCACUGUGGUAGUAAUCUUGCAGAAAGGCAAUAUUGUGACAUAUAAGGUACAUACAUCCAAAGUCCAGUCAGUGAUGAGCAAACCUUUUGAUUUCCCUUUUAUAAAUAUAAAUAGUUUAGUUUAUUACAUAGGUUGAGUCCGUUUCCAACGCGGCACAAAUUAAAACACAUGCACAUAGUAAAACAUGCUACCCUAUGAUAGAGCCCAUCCUCUCAAUUUUCCAUUAAUCCAAAUCCUCGAAUCAAAAAAAAAGUCAGUGUACCAGUGCCCUUUUAUUGACCAAGUUUCUUAUGUAACACAUUUAGAUCCACUCACAGUGCGGAAAAGUUGAUUCCAACUGUGGAGGAGGGAUAAGUCAUCCAGUUUCAUACCUUAACCUGAUUUCCGACAGUUACCUGGUUUCUUAUGUGCAUGUAAAUGUGGUGAAAAUUGAAGAAUUAAUUUCUCUGAGCUGUGAUGUAACUUAAGUAGGGACAAGUCGUAGAAAUUUACUAUUAGAGAUGGAGACAGUGUUUACCAUCACAGUUUAAUGUUUGCACAAGGAAUUCUGCAACAGACUGAAUAUUUGCCUAAUGUUACAUUUGUCAGAUAGCUAAAGGAAUCUGGCUGUAAGAGUCAGGAUUGAUGGUGAGUUAUAUAUUGUGAUAUCUUGUAGAGUUUUAGGUUUCAGUAACUGUAUAAUAAAAAAGACUAAAUUAACUAAGUUUAGGUGAAUGCUAGAAAGCAUGUUGGAGAUGAAAUUUCCUGUAUGGCUUUUUAUGGGAGGUCAGACUGCUUAAAUACACAUGUACAAUAUGAGAAACGUGCAGCCAGUCUCCAAGGAUCAUGGAAGGGUUUGGCUGUGCCUUGCAGCACAUCGCUCUCAGGAUGCUUUCAGUUUUCUAAUUUUGAGGUUUUUUUUCCUGCCAAAAACCUGUGGUUACUGGCAAGAGUGUACUCUGAUCUAGUGAUAUAUUUUGUGAACAUCCUACAUGUAACAUGUAGUACCUUAAAGUUAGUUAUGUACAGUUGAAACAUGGAUAUGGCAUUGCAAAACUUUGUACUUUUUGUGUAUAUCCUCUUUAUGCACCUUGAGAUCUAGAAGAGUUAGCUAAAGGGUGGAUUUAUGUGGUGCAGCUUCAGUCAGAUGAAGUAAUGCUGGUUAUCCAUGAGGGUGUCCAUGUUGCCAAAGACAAACAUGGGUGUAUAAAAAAAGCAAGAAGACACACUGAUUUGCCUAUUUUUUUAAUAUGACAAUUGCAAGUGUAGAACCAGGGAUCCUGACUGGGCCUUUACAUUUUUCCCAUUAGUAAGCCUAAAGAUGGUAAUUUUGGAUGCUAACCAGGAAGUUUGGUGUGACCCCCAGGUCAUCCAAUCAAACCUAUCACUUUUUCCCAAAAUGUAUUACCUAAUGGGGGCACAUCACCAUCAGUUUUGCUAGUUCAUGCUCCCAUUAGGUUUAACUCCCUUGAUUUGAAUGAUCACUUGCUUUUUCUUUACUCACACCCUCAGGACAAAGUGCUGCAUGAAACAUUCAGCCUGUGAUUACAGAGAGGUUGUACCAUAUAAAGCCAGCCCUUAUAGCAGGACCGUGCUUUGAGUACAUUUAAAGGGAAAUGCCACUUAUUUUCAGGAUUCAGGAAUGGUACCUCUAAGCCUGCUAUUAAAUUGCAUGACUAAGCACUACAAAUUUACAGUAUUGUAUCACAAGAGUUUCCCACUUAAUGUUUAAUGUUCGAUUUGUAAAAAAGAAAAAAAAAAAGCGUGAGUAAAAUAACAAAAAUGCAUUAGUGUAUGGUUUAUUGUUCGGCCAUUUUACUACCUUAAAUAAUUAAUAAUAUUUGAAAGUGACGUGGAGCUCAAAUGCAAAAUACACAAAAUUCACAUUUAAAGUGAUGAUUAUAAAGAAAAAUUGUGAGAAUUUUUAAAGUGAGUGGUAUUACUCUUUAACAGGGCUAAUUAUGUGAGCCUAACUAUGUCUCAGUGGUGGUGCUUUACAAAUAUAUAUUUCUUUAUAAUGUUUAGGUACAACAGUGGUAUAUGAACAGACAUAAAGAAAAAAAUAACUGUUGAAUGUGUUUUGCCCAAAAUGAAUUUUGGGCGUUGCUGACUUUGUUUUUUCAUGAAAAAAGACGAGGCCACUUUAGGCUUGCUGUCUGUUCAUGAGAAGGUGAAACAAACUGCCUAAAUGUUUCUUCAUGUGAAACAAUCAGAUUGCAAGGCUGCUGUCAAGGUUGUUUCUGGCAUUUGGCUAAAAGUUUGCGUGCCAUCCUUUUCCCUUGAGAUAGCUGAGUUAUCAUCUCAAAAAAAAAUGUGCCCUCAGUGCAAAGACUGAAAUGCUGCAUGCUGUCACUGAUAGAAGAAAUUGCUCUAAAAUGACUAUGUUAAGGUAUCAUUUGUUUUUCAGUGAUAAUGAGAGCCUUCUUUAACCUGAACACUGGAAUAGUCUAUUGCCUGGUGAAUAAAGACUAUAUGUAUUUUGGUGUGUUAAGGAAUUAAUAACUGUAAGGCCAGAACAUAAAUCUACUGAAAUAAUUAUAAGUCUGCAUUAAUAGGUGAAUCGGUGGGCACACUUAUACUUCAACAUCUGUGACAGCUGUGUAGCAGUUUAUGAAAAAACAAACUUUGUUCAGCUAUAAUUGGAUUCCUGGGCUGCUUACAGUGCAUUAAAUGAAUGUUGAAUCAGUUGAAAUCUAAUCUUGGUACUGUCCUUAAAAACCCAGUUAUUUUAUGGUUUUAGAAAGAUACCCACGCAUGAUUUAAUUUUAGCUAACUUUUUUUUUUUUUUUUUGCUCACAAGCUUGUAGAUUACUAUUUCUGGCACAGUGCCACAUUGCUUUCACGUCACUGUGAUUCGAUAAAAUGUGCUCAUGGAUAAAGUGGACCCAACAAAAGUCCAUCUGGAUCAAAAUUUUGUUCUGGUUUCUGACAGCUUCCAAAAAGAUACCAUUUUCACUGGGCAGUAUACUACUUCCAGGAUAAAAAAUAAAACCCUCACUAGCACUACAAAAUACUUUCAAAGUACCAAUCCUGUAUUUUGCUGCUUUGCCAGAAGGUUAAACUAAAAGGCUACAAUGGUGGUUCAUAGUCCUUUCCCUUCCUUUCUAAGUGCCGCAAACAACUAAGCCACAAAUGUCUAGAAUUGACUUUUGCUUGUUGAUACAAAUUGUAUCUAUACCUUGAAUGUAACAAAAUAUGAAAUGUAUAAUAUGAAAAUAGUUUUAUUUAAAUAAAGGGGAAAAAAAUCAAUGCCAUAAUGUUUGUGACACUGUGUGUCACUGGGAGUAGCCCAUUGGUAUGUACUAAUUGUUACUGGGUACAGUAGUUAAUUUACAGGGACAUUUACGUGCUACUUAAAAGUGCACAGAUACCCUGUGUACAGCAGUAAGCAUCAUGUCCUCUUUGUACAUAGUCACACGUGUGUGUGUAUAUAUAUAUAUAUAUAGAAAGCGAUCUGUAAAUGUAACAAGUUACUUAAGUUGUUCAAAUACUUCAGAUAAUUUCUGUGUUGUAACCUGUGCACCUUGGUUAAGUGCAUCUAUUUCCUCUGAACUGACAUGUCUGCUUUAUGCUAUUUUAAUGGGAAUUUAAAUAUUUUUGGAUAUAUUUUGCCUAAUAAAACAUGCCAAAGUUAUUCUUGGGUGACUUUGUCAAAAAUAAUUUCUUGAGGUCCAGCACAUGGGUUGUCAUGCAAUGAAUUCUAUAUUUCCGAGGACAAAGGGUUUCUGUUCCACGUGCUGUGAGCUAAGAGAAACUAACACCAAACACAAAUCAGUGUCAGACUUAGUGGUUAAAAUGGUUCAAAGUAUAUACAGAAAUUGCAGUCUAUUGUCAACCGCAUACUGACUCUGAAUAGUAAAUCUAGUGUCAGUUAUUACUCAGAUUUGUGUUUGAUGUUUGGUGCUCUUUUCAGAUACAGAUGUUAUUGAAAACUGGAGUUUAUUGGAGCGUUUGGCAGUUGAUUUAAUGACUAACUCUCCAUGUUGACAAAGUAGAAGUGUAUUGAAUUGUGAUUUCUUUUACGACUGAAUUAUUCACCAAUUGUAAUUUAAUAAUUUCGGUCUUUGAGACCAGCUUGCAUUAAAUUAGCGCUAUUUUGAAAAUGUUAAAGCUGAUAUUGUCAAUAUUGUAAUAACCUAAGUUCAGAAUCAGUUGUUGUUAGCUAAGAUCAAGACCAAAGUGAUUUGUGAUGUAUAUGCAUUGCAUACUUGUUAUGAUAAUUGGUUCAAAGAGUUGUGAACUCCCUGAUGUCUUGCAGUUUGGGCCAGCACAUGAAAUUACUGGUGUACAAAAUGCCAUGACAAGAGGCACACACAAUUAAACGGGAUUGUACACAUACAGUAUACAGUGUAAUACUCAGGUUAAGUCACACAAACAUUUUAAAUCACAAGCACUCGUAUUCUAAUAUUAAGAAAUUCAGUGGUCACCUUUCUGAAGUAAGUGUAGGUCUCCUGUUUAACUAGACCAUUGUGUCUACAAUGUAAAAAAGGGAACUAUAAAGCAAGUUUUUUUGUGUUGUGAUGAUCUGCAGUAUUGUAAUUCUCACUGACUGGAAAGCAUUGCUUUUAUAGACCAAAAUAUACAAAAAUAGACUAUUUGGGUCUGUUGGCUCAAACAAAAUGUAAGUCUUAAUGACAAACUGUGUUUCUCUCCAUAAUAAAGCAAAAUUCUGUUCAAA
Molecule: messenger RNA, 11125 nt
Organism: Amphiprion ocellaris (clown anemonefish)
Lineage: Eukaryota; Metazoa; Chordata; Actinopteri; Pomacentridae
Gene: zc3h12b
Product: zinc finger CCCH-type containing 12B
Exons: 6
Coding region: 693-3230 (845 amino acids)
Cellular component (GO): nucleus; cytoplasmic ribonucleoprotein granule
Molecular function (GO): mRNA binding; RNA endonuclease activity; metal ion binding
Source: RefSeq, a predicted model, not a curated record